This is a messenger RNA of Solanum lycopersicum (tomato), 1292 nucleotides long. The record is from RefSeq and is a predicted model, not a curated record. NCBI's taxonomy places the organism in Eukaryota, Viridiplantae, Streptophyta, Magnoliopsida, Solanales, Solanaceae.
UUUAUGUAGUUGGGGUAUUUCUUUUUACCAAUACAACAAAAAUAUUCGUCAAUGGUUAUAUUAUGGUAAAUAUGGAAGAAAAUAAAUUGGUUAAGCUAGGGGGAUCUUUGCCAGUACCAAGUGUUCAACAAUUGACCAAAAGCUCACCGGAAAAUGUCCCGGCGCGUUACCGGAGAGAUGAUGAUCAACUACUUCUUGUUCCUCCGAUGAUGAAAUUUGAUCAUUAUAAUAUCCCAAUCAUCAACAUGGAAAGCUUGCUUCGUGGCGAUGAAAUCGAAUUCAACAAGCUUGAUUCUGCUUGUAGAGAAUGGGGAUUUUUUCAGGUGAUAAAUCAUGGAGUGAGUGGUACACUAGUAGAGAAAGUGAAGAAGGAUACUCAAGAUUUCUUCAAUCUCCCACUAGAAGAAAAGGAAAUGUUGAAGCAAGUAGAUGGUGAUAUAGAUGGCUAUGGACAAGCUUUUGUUGUUUCUGAGGACCAAAAACUUGAUUGGGCUGAUAUGUUUUUCUUGACAACCCUCCCUCCUCAAUUCAGAAAAAAACAUAUCUUCCCCCACCUCCCUCAACCAUUCAGAGGAACAGUGGAACUAUAUGCAGUUGAACUGAAAAAACUGGCUUUAAAGAUCAUUGAUUUUCUAGCAAAAGGAUUGAACAUGGAUAAAGAAUACAUAAGGGAACUUUUUGGAGAAGGAUCGCAAUCAAUGAGGAUGAAUUACUAUCCACCAUGUCCACAACCAGACAAAGUGAUUGGACUUACUCCUCAUUCAGAUGCUGUUGGCCUCACUAUUCUCCUUCAACUAAACCAAAUGGAAGGACUUCAAAUCAAGAAAGAUGGAAUGUGGAUUCCUAUUAGUCCUCUUCCUGAUGCCUUCAUUAUCAACAUUGGUGAUAUCAUGGAGAUAGUGACAAAUGGAGCCUACCGUAGCAUUGAGCACAGAGCAGUGGUUAACAGCGAAAAGGAAAGACUCUCAAUUGCAACAUUUUACAGCACAAAACUUGAUGGACAAAUUGGUCCUGCUCCGAGUAUCAUUUCUUCUGAAAAUCCAGCAAAGUUCAGAAAUAUUGGAGCUAUAGAUUAUUUCAAAGGUUUAUUUGCUCGUAAACUUGAUAAGAAAUCAUACUUAGAUGUUAUGAGAAUUGGAGGUUCUCAGAAUCCAGCAAGUUGAAACGGACAGUAUUGGACCUAUGUGUUCUCUAGUAAUUGUGACACUAUGUACCAAUCUUUAUUCAGAAGUUGUGUUUCAUCAACAUUCUUAUAAUCCGACAAAGAGGCAAUGAUCGACACGUUGAGGGAA